Procambarus clarkii (red swamp crayfish) is the source of this 1472-nucleotide messenger RNA. RefSeq lists its product as uncharacterized. Lineage: Eukaryota; Metazoa; Arthropoda; Malacostraca; Decapoda; Cambaridae. The record is from RefSeq and is a predicted model, not a curated record.
UACCAACUGGGGGAGGUACAGGCUGGGGUACCAACUGGGGAGGUACAGGCUGGGGUAAUAGAAAUAGAUAGCAAUAGAAAUGGUAAUAGUAUAGAAAGAAGAGGGAAGCGAAGCCCUUCAGGUUAGGUACUUGGACACUACUCUUCCUUAUUUAUGUAAAUGUUCUGAAAGCGAACACGGCAAUGUUUACAGACGACACGAUAAUAUUUACAGACAACAUGGCAUUGUUUACACACGAUAUGACAUUGUUUACAAACAACAUGGCAGUAUUUACAGACGAUAAAAUAAUGAACAGAAGAGUGUCUCUCAAUAAUUCAAAAAACAAGAAAAUCCGAAAUGUCGUCAUUUUCUAAGGCAAGAAUGCGUAUACCAGUGUCACUGAAGGUUGACAGUGAGGGAUUCCCGAAGCCCGCGGCCAGUAAGGGUGACAUCACCAGACAAGACCAGAGGGACGAGGAGAAUGGAGAGAUACUGAAGGAGAGAGUCAUAACCCUCAGAAGAGGUCACAGAGCUGCUGCUCUUCAUAGCCUCUGCUCUAGGACCAACGUGACCCAGCCGUAUCACUUGCUGGAAGACCACAAGCGAAUUGGAUGCUUCCGGAUACAGGACUUCACUGAUAACAAUGGGAAAUGGAAACUCAGGUGUGGGGAUAUGAAGUAUCUGCGACCUCCUGAUGGGUUCAAGAGUCGUAGUUUCCAGACGUGCCUUAAGCUGGAGGGAGGAGUGCCGGUGAGUUAUACCACGACUCGCAAGACCUUCCUUGGGCCUUCUAUGGACAUCUUAUCUACUGAGAACUGCAGAAGAAACCAAAUAUUCCGUGUGCCUGUCGAAAGCCUUCCUCAGAAUCAGACCGAAAAGCCCCUGAGAGACCCAGAAGCCUUUUGUGUAAACAUCUGGGAGGAAUUCCUGUUUGGGAAAUCUAUACUGGGCGACAAUAAAGAAGAAGAUGUUGAUGAAGACUCCGGUCCUCUGGGGAAACUUCACGUAUUCUUAAGACGAUAUAUGUCAACGUCAUGUAUAAACAUUCUGACGUACGCAAUAUAUUUCGUUAUAUACUUUGCGUCGUGUUGUUCCUACAACAUGUUCUGGCAACUUGGAACGUACAUUCUCCUGGCUAGUCACUUGCAGAUCCACGAGCGGGCGUACGACAAGAAAAUAAAGCUAGAAUUCACAGGGAGCAGCUUCCAGGGGCCGGCGUACGUAUUCGUCAGGUCGUGGUGCCAACAUUGUAUUCAGAGAGAUACACAAAAAGUAAUGAUGAGUUUGAUGAAGAAGAUGAAAGCUGAUAUAAAUGCCUCCGCUUACAGGUAGUUAAUUUACAACCUUUACUCGACCGGAUUCUUAAAUGUAUUCGAAUCAAAGCAAGGAGAUAUUGUACCUCAUCUUUUGUAAUCACAUUACGAUGUGCAUGUUCUGUAAUUAUAUAAUAUGGAUGAAAAACUACGACAGAGAAAUAAAAAGAAGAUAAAUGA